AUGACCACAACUCAGUUUUCUCUCUCAUUUUUGUUAGCAGUAUUCUUUCUCCUAUUGACCACCACUGCAAUUGCAAGUAGAACCACUAAGUCACUCUCAUUCUCCUCCGCUUCCAACGGCCGUGGCUCCACCACCACCACCACUGUGCUACACCCCACCGAAUUGGUCUCCGGUGUCUGCAACCAAACCUCCAAUUACUCCUUCUGCGUCCAGUCUCUCUACGCCGAUCCUCGAACGCCACGCGCCGACAGCUACGGCCUCGCGUUCGUCGUGUUCGGCAUGUCCUACCUUAAUGCCAGCUCCACCCAAGAUCUGAUCGUCAACCUCUCCAAGAACGCCCAGCGCGGCGGCGGCGGCGGAAGCGGUCAAAACCAAUCGCUGCUUCUCACGCGCCUCCAGAGAUGUAGCCGGGACUAUAAGAAAGCGGUGUCGGCGCUUGAGAUGGCUUAUAAUGAUCUAAACUCGGAGACCUUCUUUGAGCUUGCUGACAUGGCACGUGUAGCCGCCAGCUCAGCCGAGGAUUGCCAAUCUGGCUUCGAGAAAACUCGUAAUUCGCCGUUGACGGCAAGGAAUCGUGAGUUAAAAGGUCUUUGUGAAAUUUGUGUUGUUGUCUCAAAAUUGUUCACUGGCGGAGAUUGA
This is a messenger RNA of Cannabis sativa, 639 nucleotides long. RefSeq names its product cell wall / vacuolar inhibitor of fructosidase 2. The record is from RefSeq and is a predicted model, not a curated record. Lineage: Eukaryota; Viridiplantae; Streptophyta; Magnoliopsida; Rosales; Cannabaceae. The transcript has a single exon. Bases 1 to 639 code for a protein of 212 amino acids. Gene Ontology annotation, molecular function: enzyme inhibitor activity.